Molecule: messenger RNA, 3314 nt
Organism: Microcebus murinus (gray mouse lemur)
Lineage: Eukaryota; Metazoa; Chordata; Mammalia; Primates; Cheirogaleidae
Source: RefSeq, a predicted model, not a curated record
GGUAGACAUGACUCUUUCAUUUGACAAAAUAACAAACUGAGGCAUCGAAAGAAGACCGGCAGGCUCAAGGCCUCCUAGAGCGCGCUGCACGCUGGACUACACACAGGCCUUCGGGGACGCGCACGUGGAAAUCGCCCCCAAGAGCCCGAGCGAGUCAGCCAGGCCGCUCCGCCUCGCCCCGCGGGCAGCACGCUCAGCGGCCACGUGACAAGGCUUGCCCAUCACGUGCAGAGGGCGGGGUCUGGAGGUCCGGACACCGCCCCCGCCACUCUUCCGGCCCUGCAAUAGUAAAGAAGGAGACCGUCAGGGUGGGCGGGUCAGGCCCGCCUCUCCUGCGGGGGCCUCCCAGCGCGGGUUGGGCCCAGCCACCGCCCUCGAAGGGGGACGGGCCAGCCUAGCUUAGCCAAGGUGAAAGGGCUAGGCGCACGUCAAUCAGACGGUCCACCAAUGAGCUCGCGCUCUGGCCGCGGCGCCCGCCCCCGCAUCGGCCUCCCAACGCCCGCGCUGCCUUCCCUCAGGCCGCUGCGGCGGCGCCCGCCCGCGCUCCCAUCCGGGUUAUCGCGCGCUGCUCCCUGGGCGCUGGCGCCGGGCAGCGGUCGGCGCGAGGGCCUCGCUAUUCCCGAGGCGGCGGCGGCUUUCUCCAUGAGCUUGAGUCAAGUUGAGAGCUAAGCCUGGGUGCCCUACUUUGAUGGUGGUGAGGAGUUGAAGCCACUCAUGGAAUCCUCAUACCAGACACCAUAAAGACUCCUUUCCCUGCUCCCUCAAGCUAUUUUUGGAUCUGCUUGGAAGUUACCCUGAUCUUCCUGGAAAUCCUAAUUAUGUAACCACCUGAGAGGAUGUCAGCAAGAGAUGGGCCACGGAGGAAGUGUCAGCAACAUGAAGAUAUAAAUCCGGCCAUAACUAUAUAGACAGUCCACCUGAACUGUUCAGCCAUGUACCUGUAAAUAAAUUCAAUGCAGAAAAAAGAAUAAUUCCCUAGAACAUCUGUUCAACUAGCUUUUGGCCCUUGUAGUCCAUCUGUGUGGGCAGCAAGCUCAGAUGCUCCAGCAUGACUGGCUGAGAAGAUCUGCCUCUGCAACUUGACUCUUCUCUAGGAGGAGUACUCAGGAGAGCAGGAACCUGGGCCCAGGGCUCCUGACAACCAGGGAGGAGGCAUUAAUGGCCUUCCGGGAUGUGGCUGUGGCCUUCACCCAGAAGGAGUGGAAGCUAUUGAGUCCUGCUCAGAGGAACCUGUACAGGGAGGUGAUGCUGGAGAACUACAGCCACCUGGUCUCACUGGGAAUUGCAUUUUCCAAACCAAAACUCAUCAUACAACUGGAGCAAGGGGAUGAGCCCUGGAGAGAGGAGAAUGAAUGUCUUCUGGACCUUUGUCCAGAGCGCAGGACAGAAUUCCAGCCCUGUCUCUCACGCCCGGUGGCCUUUUCUAGUCCACAGUUCCUCAGACAAUCUAUGCUAAGCGGUCAUCCCCCUCACAUCUUCCCAAGCUCACCUGCGGGAAGUGACUUUCAACUUGAAGCUCCAAGCUGCUCGAGUGAGAAAGGAGAAGGUAGAGGGAGAGAAGGCCUCGACAUAUCAUUCAGGAAGACAAGGCCAAGCAGAAUUUCAGGAACAUUUUUCAGCACACAUCAAGGUCACCCAGUAGAUUGGGUGGAAGGCAACAGAGGAGGAGGAACAGACCCUGGCCUGGCCCAGAGGAUGAGCCCUGAGAAGUCAGACAUAAUGUUGAAAGGAGUAGAUGCCUCAGAAUCUGGAGCAGUUAUAUGUGGAAAAUAUAGACUAGGACUUAGGAAAAAGUCGAGCCUGUUCAGCCACCAGAGGCAUCAUGCGUGCCCUGAAUGUGGAAGAGCCUUUUGCCAGAGAUCAGACCUCAUUAAGCACCAGAGGACACACACGGGGGAGAAACCUUACCUGUGCCCAGAGUGUGGGCGCCGGUUUAGCCAGAAGGCCUCCCUCAACAUACACCAUAGGAAGCACUCGGGAGAGAAGCCUUAUGUGUGCAGAGAGUGUGGGCGACACUUCAGGUACACUUCCUCUCUCACGAACCAUAAGAGGAUCCAUUCUGGGGAGAGACCUUUUGUGUGUCAGGAGUGUGGGCGGGGCUUUCGCCAGAAGAUAGCCCUCAUUCUGCACCAGAGGACGCACUUGGAGGAGAAACCCUUUGUGUGUCCCGAGUGUGGGAGAGGCUUUUGCCAGAAGGCAUCGCUCCUCCAACACCGGAGCUCACACACGGGGGAGAAGCCCUUCUUAUGCCUAGAGUGCGGGCGCAGCUUCCGGCAGCAGUCACUACUCCUCAGCCACCAGGUCACACACUCAGGGGAGAAGCCUUAUGUCUGUGCUGAGUGUGGGCACAGCUUUCGCCAGAAGGUCACCCUCAUCAGACACCAGAGGACACACACAGGGGAGAAGCCUUACCUGUGCCCCCAGUGUGGGCGAGGUUUUAGCCAGAAGGUCACCCUCAUCGGACACCAGAGGACACACACAGGGGAGAAGCCUUACCUGUGUCCCGAGUGUGGGCGUGGCUUUGGUCAGAAGGUCACCCUCAUCAGACACCAGAGGACGCACACAGGGGAGAAGCCUUACCUGUGUCCUGAGUGUGGGCGUGCCUUUGGCUUUAAGUCACUCCUCACCAGACACCAGAGGACACACUCAGAGGAGGAGCUUUAUGUAGAGAGGAUGUGUGGGCAAGGACUUGGCCAGAAGUCGCACCCUAUCUCUGACCAGAGGACACAUUCAGGAGCGAAGCCAUGUGUUUGUGAUGAAUGUGGUCGUGGCUUUGGCUUUAAGUCUGCCCUUAUCCGACAUCAGCGGACCCACUCUGGGGAGAAGCCAUAUGUGUGCAGGGAGUGUGGGCGUGGCUUUAGCCAGAAGUCUCACCUCCACAGACACAGGAAGACCAAGUCUGGCCAUCAGCUCCUACCACAAGAGGUAUUCUCCUGACCUCUCCUCUUCUGUCCUUUCCCAUGAAUGUAAAGCUGACAGAAAUCACGAGUAAAUGUUCCACUUUCCUGAAUUGGAAUGGGCAAAAGUUGCUUUCUUUCUUUGAUCAUGAGAUAGUUGACUUAUAGUUUACUUUCUGUGUUAGCAAUGUGUUCAUGAGGGCUGCCAUAACAAAAUACCCCAGGCUGGGUGGCUUUAACAACAGAAGUUUAUUUUCUCAUACUUAUGGAGCCUGGAAGUCCCAGAUUGUGGGGCGCGGUGUUAACGCCAUUGCAAGAUGGCGCCGGCUUCCUGGUUACACCCAUACUACAAGACUGAUAAACAGGGUGAACCGCGCAGGUGUAGGGGCUUUUCCUGUCUCAUUAAGUAUGCAUAUG